This is a messenger RNA of Podospora pseudocomata, 899 nucleotides long. RefSeq names its product 60S ribosomal protein L43. Gene Ontology annotation, biological process: translation. Bases 398 to 682 code for a protein of 94 amino acids. The record is from RefSeq and is a predicted model, not a curated record. The transcript is spliced from 4 exons. Lineage: Eukaryota; Fungi; Ascomycota; Sordariomycetes; Sordariales; Podosporaceae. Gene Ontology annotation, molecular function: structural constituent of ribosome. Gene Ontology annotation, cellular component: ribosome.
GACACCCUUUCAAAUUGAUCAAAUGUGAGUAUGCCAGGAAUCAGUCAGUCACAAGCUAGCAGUUCCCUGACUUGCGCUACAUAUGAUCAUUCGUGCCUUCGUCUGCUGUUGAUUGCUGCCUGGCAAUAAAGCAAUUUAUGAUCAUGGCAGGUGCCAGUGCGGGUUGUAGUUGCCAUCUUGGACCAGAAUUCCCCAGCUAACCAAUGACUGCCAAAGCAAGCAGCUUGCGUGAUGUGUGCGAGUGUAGGGAAGGAGCAAAGCGAGCCGAGAGCACUUCAACUCUCCUGUGGUCAAUGAGAUCGGAUUGAAGGUUGGCUGUUUCACAUCUUGGGGCCAAAGCAUCGCAACUCAGGCAAAAGACAGGAAAGAAGAAUAUCAUCGACCACCAAUCAUCAAGAUGUCCAAGCGCACAAAGAAAGUCGGGAUUGCCGGCAAGUACGGUGUUCGAUACGGCGCCUCACUCCGAAAGCAGCUCAAGCGCAUUGAAACUACUCAACAUGCCCGCUACCUCUGCCCCUCCUGCGGCAAAAACGCAAUCAAGCGGGUUUCCACCGGUAUCUGGAAAUGCAAUGGGUGCAGUAAGACUGUGACUGGAGGUGCCUACCUUCUCUCGACACCUGCUGCAACAACGACUCGUUCAACGCUUCAUCGGCUCCGCGACCUCAAGGAAGGAAAGGUUUGAUAUGUCUCAACCCCCAUGAUGGAAAGAACAUGUGGUCGGAUGCUUGAUCAUGGCCGUGUUGGGGAUGAUUUUGUUUUGGCCCUCGGCACCGGGUUCCAUGUCAGGUAGUGCACUGACUUCAAAUGAAUGGAAGAAUAUUGCGUGAACUGUGCCAGCCGGAGCUAAUCGAUGUAUGGUUCACGGUCCAGACAUAACUGCAAUGUCCUUGAUCAUCGAG